Molecule: messenger RNA, 990 nt
Organism: Seminavis robusta
Lineage: Eukaryota; Bacillariophyta; Bacillariophyceae; Naviculales; Naviculaceae
Source: the annotation of a GenBank genome assembly
AUGAACAAUCUAUCUGACUUGCCUGACCCGGCAUUGCUCAACAUCUUGAGCUGUUUUGACGCAGUGGGCGUGUCCUUGAUUUCCUCGUCAGGGUUGCUACCGAAAAGGAUCACCAAUUCCAACGUUCUCUGGUCAGAACUCGAAGGGCAUAUCCCUCCAACCUCUCGAUCUCAACGUGCCGCUGGCGACAUCAGUGAAACAAGUGUCGGAACCCUGAGACCACUCUGGACUGCUAUACGCGACAAUGGAGGUCCUGCCAUCCAGGAGAAUAAAACUAGCGAAGGCCAAAGCCUUCGACUGCGUGUGCUUCUGCACGAUUAUUGCGCUCGAUUUGCAAUGGAUCUAUAUCACUCCGCCAUCUCAACUCACUUCAACAAUCACAUGCAGUGGCAGGGCUGCGAGGAUGAACACGCUUGCAAUCUUCCUAUGCUCAUGGAUUUCGGGUCCGGUACCACACAGGGAGAAUUCAGACAGAUCCUUCAGCAUUACGAUUAUUUCGUAUGGAUCUAUGACCACAGCGACAAUAGAAAAGAGAGGGUCAUCUGGCAGGGGUUUGUCCCCGUCAUUGGCUUUCGUACAGAAGUGUUUCAAGGAAUGCAUUACGAUGAUCAUGUUACGCUGACGGUUGAGCUUGGUCUUCGGGUGGCGAAGACUGACUGGAUGUUGCUCGACGACAUAUUUUGUGCUCCGUCUUGUUCUAUCAUCGUCCUGGCUGUUGAUCAUAAUGACGUUCUUGCUAUGCCGUCACUGGCUUCCUUCACGAGCUGGCACUAUGGCAGCGAGCCCUUCAUUGGCACUCGACACUGUAAUGGCCAGCUUCAUGGCGAUUUCCAGAGCUGGGAAUUUGGGGCCUGGUCAGACCAUUUGAAUUGGAAUCAUCAAGGGCCCCAUCGCGAGAGGAAGAUAAUGACAGACUUUGACCCAGAAUCACUGGACACUCAGGACCAACCUAUGUAUGUUAUUGGGCUGGAGCUCUCAGAUUUCCAUUGA